UUUAGAUCAGCAAGUUUGGGAAUAAACCCAUAUCCAUUAACACCCUGACCUUCUCUUUCGAGUGCCAACAUCCUGAAACAAGUCACGUUCUCAUGAGUACAAGACACAAAUUUUUUCUAGAGAGGUAACUAGGGCAUGUUUGUAAAGUAAGAAAAUAAAAAUUACUACUUCAAAAACAUACUAGUGUACUUCAAUAAUUAGGGCUUAAGGAGCAGUUCACCUUGCAUUCAUAAGGUCAAAGGGCGAACGAACGAUAAAACCCAGUUUCCUCGAGACUUUACUAAACCCCAAAUGUCGCUUCGUUCCAUCGGAAAAUAUCUCGCACUCGCUCGCCACUUCUCCACCGAAGCGGCACGAAGAACCACCUCCACCGCCGGUUCCGGCGGCACCGGCGGAGUAGACACACUAGGACGCAGGCUUCUCAGUCUCGUGUAUCCAAAACGAAGCGCAGUCAUCGCAAUCAACAAAUGGAAGGAAGAAGGCCACACACUCCCCUCCAAGUACCAGCUCAAUCGUAUGGUUCGCGAACUCCGCAAGAACAAACGCUUCAAACACGCGCUCGAGGUAUGUGAAUGGAUGACAUUGCAGAAGGAUAUCAAGCUAGUGGAAGGAGACUAUGCCGUUCACUUGGAUUUGAUAACCAAAGUUCGCGGUUUAAACAGUGCAGAAAAAUUCUUCGAGGAUCUUCCCGACAAGAUGAGAGGCCAACCGACCUGCACCGCUCUUCUCCAUGCUUAUGUACAAAACAAUUUGGUUGAUAAAGCGGAAGCCCUUGUGUCAAAAAUGUCGGAAUGUGGUUAUAUGCGAAGUCCUUUGCCUUAUAAUCACAUGAUGUCGCUGUAUAUCUCGAAAGGGAAGAUAGAUAAGGUUCCUAAACUUUUUGAGGAACUAGAGGUUAAUACUUCUCCGGAUGUUGUUACCUUCAAUUUGUUGUUGACGGCUUGUGCUUCGGAAAAUGACGUUGAAACUGCAGAAAGGGUAAUGCUUCAGUUAAAGAAGGCAAAAGUAGACCCGGACUGGGUAACGUAUAGUACAUUGACGAAUUUGUACAUAAGAAAUGCUAGCGUAAAGAAUGAUUGUUUAGAAAAAGCGGCAUCUACUUUGAAGGAGAUGGAGAAGAGAACCUGGCGGAAAACUCGACCUGCAUAUUCCUCUCUCUUGAGUUUGCAUGCGAACAUGGGGAAUGUGGACGAAGUUAAUCGGAUAUGGAAGAAAAUGAAGGAUUGCUUUCGCAAAAUGAGUGAUGAAGAGUACAUUUGCAUGAUAUCAUCGCUUGUGAAGCUUGGAGACUUUGCUGGAGUUGAGAAUCUCUAUAGGGAGUGGGAAUCUGUUUCUGGUACCAAUGAUGUCAGAGUUUCAAACUUACUUCUUACUUCAUAUGUUGACCAAGGCCAGAUGGAAAUGGCUGAAAAUUUCUGUAAUCAGUUAGUGGAAAAGGGUGUCUGUCUUACUUACACGACGUGGGAGCUACUUACAAGGGGGUACUUGAAAAAGAGCGAUGUAAAAAAAUUUCUGUUUUAUUUUAGGAAAGCUAUAUCUAGUGUGAACACUUGGAUUCCUGAUCCUAUUUUAGUACAAGAAGCAUUCACAGUCAUGGAGAAGCAAGUUCAUAUUGAAGGAGCAGAACAAUUGUUGGUUAUCCUUCGAAAUGCUGGGCAUGUGAAUACUAAUAUAUAUAACCUAUUUUUGAAAACUUAUGCUGCAGCUGGUAAAAUGCCUCUCAUUGUUGCUGAGAGGAUGAAAAAGGACAACGUUCUUCCGGAUGAAGAGACACAUAGGCUCUUGGAUCUAACUGGUAAAAUGUGUGUGAGCGAUGUUUCUGGGGUUCUGUCCUAAGCUCACACUAAAGGAGUUUUAAGGUAAUGUGGGAGGCUCAUACGUGUUUGGCUGCUAUUUUUGUGUGAUAUCCAUCGCAUUUCUGAAUAUCUUGAUUGGAUUGUUGGUAUUUGUGAAUGUAAUACGAAUUUUCAAUAAAUACCGAUUUUGAAAUCAAGUACCAAACCUUGACUUUAGUGGCAGAACCAGUUGAACUUCAUGGUUUUUUUUAUACUUCAAUCUAUUCAUGAUGACAUGUUGCCGGCUUAUUAUGAUUUUGUUUCUUCCAAUUUGUCACAAAUUCACACUUUUGCUGUCCUGGUGUGACUUACUUACGGACAAGCCAUUGCUAGUCUUAGCACCAAUCAGAGAGCUUCAGAAAUUUAUGAGAAUAAUUAAAUUUCUAGUUUUCACUGGUUAUCAAACAUGCAAUUGAGGAAAUGCAUUUCCCGAUCCAUUUUCGUCUUAUGAUUUUCCAGUUUACUUUCUUUUGUAACUACAGGUUUUGUUUAGAGAAUCAGAGUAGUGUUGUAAUUUGAAUUACCGCUCAGCCCUUUAAGAUGGGAGUUUUGUUGACCUAAGUCUCGAGUCUGGAUGUGUGGUGCUAUCUACAAUGAGGGAGGACAAAAGUCCCUGACCUGUAAGUUACAACAUACAUACAUUCCAAGUUUUUUACCAAAUACUUCUGAUGAGAGAUUUGCAAAGUUUAUUUCACUAUAUCAUCAAAGUCAGAGUGUGGAAGGUAUACAUUCACAAACAAUAACCCUAGCCAUCGCGAGAUACAUGGAACAAUGAUAGAUCCGUUGCAAAUUGGUUGGCCUAACUGUGAUAAGCAGUUCUGCCGAAGCCACAGAAUUCAUCAGCUAAUGUUGAAGAAUCAUUAUUAUUUCUCCAGUUAGGGUUGAUUCCCUUGUUAACAAAUCAUUGAUGUGAAGAAUCGAAUAAUUCAGAUUUGUGGUGCUGCUCACUUUAAACACAAUCCUUUCUUCAUCUGUUCUGGUAGCAAUGAUGACGAUUGAUGACGAUUGAUGACAAUUGUAAUAUAUGGGAUGUGAUUGUUGGUGCCCUUAUGAAGGUCGUUGCAAUCGUGAACCCUUGUUAGUUUAUUUUUAUUUAUUUUCUUUUUGUUUUUGAAAUCCUAUGCAUAAAGUUUGAUUUAUGACAUCUCAUAUCUGUAACAAUGAGUUUAUUGCAAGUCAGUUCUGCUGGCACUUUUUUUGGGAUAACAUACAUAUAUCUUUGCUCAACAUAAAAAACUUAUCUGUGUAAUCUAAAUUUUAGCUUCAUUUAAUCAUUUAAGUUUGUGGUGAGUAUGACCCACUUGGUGUUUCUGGGAAUGAAGCUACUUGGCUAUUUGUUUGAUGGUGUUAUUAUGUUUGUCUUUUAUAAGUAGUUGAAUAUAUUAUAUAUGGACCACAGUCUUUUAUGUCUAGAACCAACUCUUAGUUUCUUCUUGAGCAUCAUGCAUGCAGGUGACACCACCAUGGUUGGAUUCUUGCGAUUUCUAGUUGAUAUCUUUAUAGGAGCAAGCCUAAUUGACUAGGCGAGUUAUUUCAUUUAGGAUAUGCUUGAAUUGAUGAAAUAGAAUAAAUAGAAUGGUAUAAAUUUAUAUUCUAUUAUUUGGAUUACUUAAAAAUGGAUGGCAUUGAGCCGAAUCUCAUGGACAUCUCAUGCCAUUACUUUCUAUCACUUCUUGUAUC
Molecule: messenger RNA, 3515 nt
Organism: Vicia villosa (hairy vetch)
Lineage: Eukaryota; Viridiplantae; Streptophyta; Magnoliopsida; Fabales; Fabaceae
Product: pentatricopeptide repeat-containing protein At4g02820, mitochondrial
Exons: 2
Coding region: 292-1836 (514 amino acids)
Cellular component (GO): mitochondrion
Molecular function (GO): protein binding
Source: RefSeq, a predicted model, not a curated record